GGCGUGAACAUCCGGAAAGGGAACAAGCUACGUAACCAAUUUAACCCUUAAAGGCGUGCGCUGUGCUAACGUGUUCCUAUGGCUGACCGGGUAUUUGCAUUUAUGGAAAAACACGUGUAUUAAAAAUGGCUACCGCCACCGAGAAUGCCACAACCCAAAGUCAAGUUGGUUGUGACCGGGGAUGAUUUUGGAUAUUGCCAAAGGAGGAAUCAGGGAAUCGUGGACUGUUUCCAAGCCGGGGCGAUUUCCAAUGUGUCCCUACUGGUCAACGCGUGUUCGGCCAAAGACGCCGCUGACCUGGCAAAGCGGCAUGCCAUGCCGAUCGGCCUUCACGCGAACCUUUCAGAAGGUCUCCCGGUCUGCCCGAAUCUCAGGAGCGGCUCGACCCUGCUGAACGACGAUGGGGUUUUCCACGGAAAGAUGGGGUUCCGCAAGCAGCUGCAGAACGGCCAACUCAGCAUGGCAGAGGUGGAGCGGGAGCUGCAUGCGCAGGUGAAGUUAUUCUGCGAGUUGACUGGCCACUUCCCUCUCCACAUGGACGGCCACCAGCACGUGCACGUCCUGCCGGAGGUGCGAGACGUGUUUGCGCAGGUCCUGUUGGACUACGCCGUCCCGUACACACGGGUGCCAGUGGAGCCGGGCCUGCAGGCGUGUCCCUGGCUGCCCCCCGCUCUGCGGGACUUCUACACGCAGGUGGAGAAGGACGCCCGCGAGGCGGUGGGGGUGUUCGGCAGGCACGGCAUCAGGUGGCCUGACGUGUACCUGGGCUUGACGACCAUGGGAGACAGCAUGUCCGUCACCAGCAUCAAGAGGGCCAUCGAGCACGCUAUGGAGGCCAUGCCCCCGGGCGAUGCCAUGGUAACCAGGGGUGGUGAGGCGCAGGCGGUCGGGCGGCCCAUUACCGUGGAGCUGAUGGUGCACCCGGGGUACCCCAGUGACCCCCAGCAGGGGGGCUGCGGACAGGGGCCCGACGACUUCUCUCAGUCGCUGGAUCGUCGGCACGAGCUGGAGACCCUGAUGGACCCCCGCCUGCAGGACUUCUACAAGCAGGAGAGAAUCCAGCUGUGUGCCUUCAGGGACCUUUAAACCCCCCCAUUCCCCAGCCCCACACCCCCCCCGGACUGCGGAGGGGGCACCAAAUGACCUCCCCCCCCCGUCCUGCACAAACGGUAACCCUUCAGAGCACAGCUUCUCGAGCUGCUUUUCUAAGCCAUUUUUAUGUACCAGGUCAACGCCCAUAAAGAACAUUUGAAGUUGGAAGUGGCAAGGGUGUUGCGCCAAACAGGAAGCACGUUUUAUUGGUGGCUCGUUCAAAACCACCAGUGUUAUCAAACUGAAGGCACCAGGAAAUAGUAAUGUAAAAUGUUUUAAUGCAAUGCAAAGUUAAUGUACUAAAAUAUUAUUGUAGAUUGUAUAUCUAUUUUCUUAAUAUAUUUAUAAAAUAUUAAACUAGGACUUCUAAUUAUUUUAACGGGCACUGCCAAAAUAACUCUUUUUUUUAAAUAAGCAUCAAUACAGCCAUUUUUUAUAAGGGAAUGUAUGAAUUAUGGGAGGUAAAAUGGACGAUUCUCCAUUUCCACAAAUGGGAUCAUAUGAAGUCCUGUAGGAUCUUUGCACUUUGAACUGUGCUGGUUGAUUGUUUUACACCGUGUCUUAAUACCUGUGAUAAAAUGCCCAUAAAAUUGAACCUGCCCUGGUUUAUAUUCAGAGUGGAUGGAAGCAAUAACAGGUCCCUCUGUUGUGUAGCUAUUCUGAAUGAAUAAAGCUAUUUUCUGCCCGA
Molecule: messenger RNA, 1780 nt
Organism: Anguilla anguilla (European eel)
Lineage: Eukaryota; Metazoa; Chordata; Actinopteri; Anguilliformes; Anguillidae
Gene: ydjc
Product: YdjC chitooligosaccharide deacetylase homolog
Exons: 6
Coding region: 145-1086 (313 amino acids)
Biological process (GO): carbohydrate metabolic process
Molecular function (GO): deacetylase activity
Source: RefSeq, a predicted model, not a curated record